AAUAAAUUACGGGUAUUUGGGUACCCAUAACCCUCAAAAAACGGGACGGGUACGGGUAUACCCAAAUACCCGUUUCCCGUUGCCCACCCCUAAUUCUAUGAGCUCUUCUUUGUCUUCCUUCUCUAGCGACGCCAGAGACACGGAGGCAGUGAGCCGGCGACUGCUGUAGCUGCGGCCUAACCUCCCAUUCCUCCUUCAUCCCCCAUCUCUGUCUUCUCCGGCGAAGACGACGAGCACAACCCAAGAAUUUCAGCUCUCUCCGACGAGGGUUUCUCCAGCGGUGUCCACAAUCUACCGGGGCGGGAUGUGGAGUAUAAUCAGAGAGGCAUUCGACAAAACACUGCUGGUGGCAAAAGCGUAUGGCAUCCUCCACAUCACUAAUUCCUACCUCUGUACAGUUGCGCUUGCUUAUGGCCCCAGCAUGAUUCCGACUAUCAACCUCACCGGCGACCUCAUCCUCGCCGAGAGAAUCUCCCCCCGCAUCGGGAAGGUGGGCGUCGGAGACAUUGUUAUCGUCAGAUCGCCGGUGGUCCCCAGGAGGGUAGUGACGAAGCGUGUGGUUGGCAUGGAAGGGGAUCAAGUCACCUACUUGCUCGACCCACACAACAGCGAUGAAGUUCACUCCAUUGUGGUAGUUCCGAGGGGCCAUGUCUGGAUACAGGGAGAUAACAUAUACAAUUCGAAAGACUCGAGAGAUUUUGGUCCAGUUCCUUAUGCACUUGUUGAAGCAAAAUUACUUUGGAGGGUGUGGCCGCCUAAAGAUUUUGGUCCAAUGCAACACAUAUCAAGAUAGAAGAGGGAAAUGAAGGAACCAUACAUUCACUGCUAGCUCUCUCGUGAUGUUAUUUGAUGGUAGCAACCCUCAUUAAAGAAUGUGGAUUCCCCUUUUCAUGGCCUGAAUGAGCUAGCUGUAAGGUGGUUGAAUGCGGAAGACAGAUCGGACCAGAGAUCGGUCCUCGAUUGUUUAGACUGGGUUCUGGGCUUCUGGCAGAGUAAACGGUGAAAGAUCUUCUGACAUCAAGAAGAGACGAAGUAUGCGGGUUAGCAGCUCGAUAGGCUGGCCUGCGGAAGUUGGUUUGUCCUUCUGAUCAUUUCUGGAGUGGAUGUAAGCCUGAGAUAGAAAUUUUGCUUCUCACCAGUGACUACUCUAUCAAACUCGUACAUUUUUCUAUCAACAACACUAUCAAACAUCAUUCAAAAGAUGAAAGACGCUACUGUUCAUAUGAUUACAAUGCUACAUUGAUAUGGAUAAACUAGAAGCCCCUUUUGUGAAAAGUUCUUCCCAUUUUCCUCUAUCAUCAAGACCUUUGUGCUAUGUUACUCCUCCUCAUCCUCCUCCUCGUCAUCAUCCAUAAACUCCUCUUCUUCUCCCUCACUUUCUUCUUCUCCUUCAUCAUCCAAUUCUUCCUCGUCGACAAUGAAUCCACCCAAUGUCUCAUCAUCUUCAUCUUCUUCUUUCUCUUCAUCCACCUCACUAAUCUUCCUCUUCUUCCCUCCUCCUACCUUCUUCUCUUCCCCGUCCCUCUCCUUCUUCCUCUUCUUGUCCUGUGCCCUUGUAGUGUAUUUCCCACCUCCUCCAUCCUUCUUUCUUCUGUUCGUUGUUGUCUCCGCGCCAAUCUCCUUCUCUUCAUCCUCGCUCUCUCCUCUCCAUUCAUCAUCCAUUCCAUUCUUCUUCUUCUUCCUCCUUCCUCUGCGACCACCUUCAUUCUCAUCCUCGCUCACUCCCUCUGUCUCAUCCAAGAACCAAUCCCACUCCUUGGCAUUUCUAACCCUCCCCUUAGGGUACCUCUCGAAUUCCCGCCCAAUCACCAACAACCCAAACUCUGCAUUUCAUAAAGCCCUAAUUGUUUACCAACACGAAUGGGAAUUCCCAUUUGAAUCAAGGAACAUGAGAGAUUAAAGGUCAAACCUUUAACAGGAUCUACCAGAGAAAUGUCGAAGUUUUCUUCAUCUUCCGAUUCCUUUUCAGUUUCAUUUCCGUACCCGGCGUCGCUUUCUAUGUCCCUCGCCUCUGCACGGCCGACGGUUCUCAAUCUGAACCAAACGGGAGGUUGGGUCGAAAUACAGAAGCAAUCGCCGGCUACGAGCUGGCCCCUAUCGGACUUCUUGAAGAGCUUUUCCUCUCCGUCGGUUCGCACACAGACAGGGUUCUUCCCGAUGACGAGAAACGAAACCCUAGGCAGCGGCUGGGAGUGGUUACCUCCUGCGGGCGCGGGGUAUUCUCCUCCUCUGUUGGCCCCGUCGAGUCGGAACUCAAUGUGGCGGCGGGAGACGGUUCUGUCGUAGGUUUCGAAACCGUUGCCUCUGCCGAGGACGGUGGCGGAGCCGCGGUGGAGCUCGGUUUUGGAGCCGUCGUCGCCUUCGAUCUCCAUGGAAGCGAUGGAGGGAAAGAUGGGGAAAUGAUUUUUUUGGCGGUG
Linum tenue is the source of this 2417-nucleotide messenger RNA. The record is from the annotation of a GenBank genome assembly. Lineage: Eukaryota; Viridiplantae; Streptophyta; Magnoliopsida; Malpighiales; Linaceae.